AUGGCGUACCUUGAUCCUGCUAACCAAAAGUUUGUCGAGUCCCUCGCCGGAGGACAACCUCUGUACGAGAAAUCGUUCGUGGAUGCUAGACAGGUUCUCGAAGACAUCCAGGGUUUCAAACCCGCACCAGAUGUAUCGCAAGAGCGGGUUUCCAUCGAGGCCAAUGGCGCACCUGUCGAAACGGUCAUUUUCCGCCCGGCCCAGGCCACAGGAACCCUGAAUAUGAUUUUCUAUACACAUGGUGGUGGAUGGAUCUUGGGGAGCCCAUCUGUUCAUGGGACCCUGAUGGAGGACUUUGUCCGAAAGACUGGCGCCGCGGUGGUCUUCCCAUACUACACCCCUGCCCCAGAAGCGCAAUACCCGACCCAAUUCGAGCAGUCAUAUGGAGUGCUGGAACAUGUCGUUAAGAAUGGGGACAAGUAUAAGCUCAAGACUGAUAAGUUUGGCCUUGCCGGGGACAGUGUUGGAGGAAAUAUGGCCAUUGCCAUGACGCAACUUGCAAUAACUCGGGGUCUCCCGGCCCAGAUUGGCCAGCUCGUUCUGUUUUAUCCAGUCACCAAUACGCACACCAAGUCUGCUACAUAUCAGGAAUUUAAGGACGGCCCCUACCUGACGGAAAAGACCAUGGACUGGAUGAUCGGUGCCUUUCUUCCUACUGUGGCCGAUCGUUCCAGCGCCCUUGCUUCGCCGCUAGAAUUUGCCCCGGACGAGGCAUUUGGUCAACGCCUGCAGAAACUCGGUGUCGAUGCUGCAACUCUCAAAGCAGAAGGUUGCAUUCACGAUUUUGUUCUCCUCGAGCCAAUUCGCAACACAGCUACGCCACGGGCUGUCACUGAGCUCGCUAGCUUCAAACUACUCAAGGCUUUUGCCAACAAGUGA
Messenger RNA from Akanthomyces muscarius, 879 nucleotides. RefSeq lists its product as uncharacterized. The coding region runs from base 1 to 879 and encodes 292 amino acids. The record is from RefSeq and is a predicted model, not a curated record. Gene Ontology annotation, molecular function: hydrolase activity. The transcript is spliced from 4 exons. Lineage: Eukaryota; Fungi; Ascomycota; Sordariomycetes; Hypocreales; Cordycipitaceae.